GAAUAAAGGCGAAGUCUCUUAUCGAUCUGGAAAGGAGGUUUCUGCUUCGUGUAUUAAAAUAAGAUAUCAGCGGCAACGCCGACUUGGCCUGACUUCCUUAGAAAGGAGUGUGCGUGUGAGAGAGAUUUCAGAGAGAAGAACGAGGAGCGAGACAUGUCGGGAAUUGCUCGUGGACGCCUUACCGAGGAACGAAAGGCUUGGCGUAAGAACCAUCCCCAUGGUUUCGUUGCGAAGCCAGAGACUCUGCCAGACGGUUCCGUGAAUUUGAUGACUUGGCAUUGCACUAUUCCUGGCAAGGCCGGGACUGAUUGGGAGGGUGGCUUUUUCCCACUUACGCUACACUUCAGUGAAGACUACCCUAGUAAGCCUCCAAAGUGUAGAUUUCCACAAGGUUUCUUCCACCCUAAUGUCUACCCUUCUGGAACUGUCUGUCUGUCUAUACUUAAUGAGGACAGUGGAUGGAGACCAGCUAUAACUGUGAAGCAGAUUCUUGUUGGUAUACAAGACUUACUUGACCAGCCUAAUCCUGCUGAUCCUGCCCAGACAGAAGGAUAUCAUCUCUUCAUCCAGGAUGCGGUGGAGUACAAGAGAAGAGUGCGGCAGCAGGCAAAGCAUUACCCAGCUCUUGUUUAGUGCUAGAUCAGCUUACUUUAGGAACUGUUUAUGCUAUGCUAGAUGUUGAUCACUUGUUAAUUGUUCUGUCCAGAAACUGGCUUUUAUUUGUUGGUUUCCUAUGCCAAAAUCCGUGGACUUUCAUGAUCUUAAGUUUAAUUGUUUAUGCAUUCUAAGGUAUGGACAAGUGUUGAUAUAUAACAUUUUGAAAUUCAAAUCAACCAUCCUCGAUGGUGAUAUCGAUAGCAGAAAUUUGCUGUGCAUUAUUAGUAA
This is a messenger RNA of Neltuma alba, 885 nucleotides long. RefSeq names its product SUMO-conjugating enzyme SCE1. Bases 154 to 633 code for a protein of 159 amino acids. The record is from RefSeq and is a predicted model, not a curated record. The transcript has 5 exons. Lineage: Eukaryota; Viridiplantae; Streptophyta; Magnoliopsida; Fabales; Fabaceae.